This is a messenger RNA of Carica papaya (papaya), 762 nucleotides long. Lineage: Eukaryota; Viridiplantae; Streptophyta; Magnoliopsida; Brassicales; Caricaceae. The record is from RefSeq and is a predicted model, not a curated record.
AUGGAAGUCCCACUUGGACUCGAAAUGAAUCCCCAAAAGGUGUACAAACUAAAAAAGGCAUUGUAUGGGCUCAAACAGUCUCCAAGAGUAUGGUUUGAUAGAUUCACCAGGGCAAUCAAACAUAUGGGAUAUGAACAAUGUCAGUCCAAUUACACUCUGUUUGUCAAGUAUUGUACCAUAGGAAAGAGAGCUAUACUAAUUGUCUAUGUGGAUGCUAUUAUCCUAACAGCUGAUCAUAGUGAAGAAAUUCAGAAAUUGAAAGACUUUCUAGUUAGAGAAUUUGAAAUCAAAGAAUUUGUGAUACUCAAGUAUUUUCUUCAAAUGGAAGUUGCCAGAUCCAAGAAAGGAAUUUCUAUAUCUCAGCGAAAGUACAUCUUAGAUCUCCUGAAAGAGACAAGUAUGCUUGGUUGUAAACCUGUAGAGACUCCUAUGAAAACAAAUGUCAAACUUAAUCCAAAAAGUGACAGUAAAUCUGUUGAUAAAGAGAGGUAUCAAAGAUUUAUAGGCAAACUUAUCUAUCUGCCUCACACAAGACUUGACAUCAACUUCGCUGUUAGCAGUGUGAGUCAUUUCAUAUCUCAACAUACUGAAAAACACAUGAGUGUUGUCUAUCGUAUUCUGAGGUAUCUAAAGAUAACACCUGCACAGGGAUUAUUCUUUCAAAAAACUAUGGUCAAAGAUAUUGAGAUCUACACUGAUACCGAUUGCACUGAAUCUGUAACAGAUAGGAGAUCCACAUCUGUUUAUUGCUCUUAUGUUUGA